AUGCCCUUGGUAAAAUACGAUGAAUUCCCCCUCAAUGCUACAGUUACUGCCGUCUCGGAAAUCGAGGAGAGUCUCCAGGAAGCAGAGCGCCUUUUCGCCUUGCUUUUGAUGAUCUUCUACAUCAUCUUUGUGUUUCUCGUGCUGGGAGCCGUCGGACUUGGCAUCUACGUCUGUAUCGAGAGACUUAUCGAUAAUCGUCGCCUUCAAAGAGAUGCAAAGAUAUACGGAGACCCUAUGGGCAGAAGGGCACCAAGGAGAGUAAUGGUGGGCAAAUGGUUCUACAAACAAAGCGACUCUGCAUCCACUGAGGAGCUCAAUUCUGAGGAAGCCUAUGAACUAAUGGUCGCUGAAGGCCUCAUAGUGCCGGAAGAGGCACAUACCAGGCGACCGAGAGGUGGAACUAAGGUUGAUCCACCUAGUAGCCGAUCCGGUUACUUCCCACUGCAACAGGGCUUUGUAGCAGCUUAUGUUACAGACGAAGAUCCUGACAAGCUUGAUAAAUUACAUAGCUCUUCAAUGACGUCGAAUAAUACGUGA
Molecule: messenger RNA, 537 nt
Organism: Candidozyma pseudohaemuli
Lineage: Eukaryota; Fungi; Ascomycota; Pichiomycetes; Serinales; Metschnikowiaceae
Exons: 1
Coding region: 1-537 (178 amino acids)
Source: RefSeq, a predicted model, not a curated record